AUGGAGGACGAUUGGCUCGCCGAAUUCGCGGACGCGUACGUUGGCGCAAAGGACACCGCUCCCCGAUCUUCCCCUGCUUCUCCAUCUCCCACGACGCCGAGCCCAGCUACUACCGCCCCGGCGCGCACCAACAGCAAUCGCCACAGUCCCACGCCCGACAAACAGAACAACCCUGCGCUUACGAAUAGCGGUACGCCAGUUGAAGGACGUACUGGAGGUACUGGCGCGCCAAGCCAGGCCGGAGAUGGCCGCCCGGCGAAGUCGACUUCGGCCGCUCCGGCACGUCCGGCACGUCCAACCAUCUCGGCCAUCUCGGCACCCUCCGCUUCGGCACGCCGGCCUGCCGGGACUUCGACUCAGCCUCCCAUAUCGCCCAUCAGCGUCACGGACAGCAACGGCUCACCUGGACGCGGCUUAAACGCCAAUCCUCCGCGCUUUAGAGAUCGCGCUGGGUCGCAAGGCAGUAAGGACGUCAUUGAGAUAGGGUCUGAUGGAAUGGUCGAGCAAGGGCGGACACCGGGAAUUACGCUCAAAAAAUACCACUACCCUCUGCCUCCCCACCUCACGGAGGUUCCGAAACCAGCGCGCACUCGAGGUGGAUCUACGCAUGCUGGGGAUGUUGCGUUCUGGUCGGUAUUCGGACAGCCAGAUGGAUUCGAACGGUGGGUCGAGGAAGUGGCUCAGGAACCUCUCGAGGCACCCGCACUUCCUCGCAACCUCCGAUUCGCCGGCAUGGAGCUAGCAUGGGCUCACUCGUCAGCAUACACACGGCACGUCUCCGAUGCCAAACGUGCUGUCGCCGCUCAAGAGCUGAUGGCACGCUCCGUGGAGAGUCUCGAGUGCUUACAGGCACUGAAGAAGGAGAUCGGCGACUUGAAGUCGCUCGUAGGAGCCGAUUCGGCCGCGCCGGCACCACGCUCGGCAUCCCCGGCUCACGCGGCAGCUACGGCAGCUACGGCACCCUCGGCACCCUCGGCACCCUCGGCACCCUCCCUUGGACGUAUGUCCUCCCGAACCGCCAGCGCUGGGCCUUCCGAUUUGAAGAGAUCUCGCAGGGAAGAGGAGGGGGAAAGCAAUGCGCGUAAGGGAAAGAGGAGAAAAACCAUUGAUUAG
Peniophora sp. CBMAI 1063 is the source of this 1113-nucleotide messenger RNA. Lineage: Eukaryota; Fungi; Basidiomycota; Agaricomycetes; Russulales; Peniophoraceae. The record is from the annotation of a GenBank genome assembly.